Pistacia vera is the source of this 1419-nucleotide messenger RNA. RefSeq names its product UPF0481 protein At3g47200-like. The transcript has a single exon. NCBI's taxonomy places the organism in Eukaryota, Viridiplantae, Streptophyta, Magnoliopsida, Sapindales, Anacardiaceae. The record is from RefSeq and is a predicted model, not a curated record. The coding region runs from base 1 to 1419 and encodes 472 amino acids.
AUGGGAGAAAGAGAAGCCGGUUCCAGCAGCAGCCUAGCAGGUGGUGGUGAGACUCCAUUACAUAGUAUUGUAGUCCAAAAAGAAAAUGAUGCCAAUACAGCAGUUCCUCUUUCUAAGAAUGAAAAAAAGUGGCUUGAAUCUUUCGUGAAUCUUUCUAAGAAUCAUCACGAGGUGAUCAGGACAAAGAUAGAGAGAGUUCCAGCAAUGCUUCGUGAGGUUAAAGAUAACAGUGGUUGCUAUGAUCCUCUGGUGGUUUCAAUCGGUCCUUACCACUAUGGAAAUACCAGGCUUGAGCUAAUGCAGCGGCACAAACAAACAAUGGCGCUCCAGUAUGUAGAUGGGGACUUGAAGCUGCUGGAAAAGUUGUAUCAGGAUGUCAGGCGCGUGGCAGAAGCUGCAAAACAAUGCUACACUGACCAGAGCUCCGUCGGCAAGUUCAACAACGAGGACUUCUCUCAGAUAAUGUUUCUUGAUGCCUGCUUCAUCCUCCGGUUCAUCUACUGCAUUGCAAAAGAUGAACCAAAGGCUUUGCAGAUAAAAAACAACAUGAUAGCUCUUGUUAAAAGAGACUUGUUCUUACUGGAAAAUCAAAUUCCUUUUCAAGUCGUCAAUAAAUUGAGCUUCAAGUUCGGAGAUGAAACCGAAAAGAAGGAAAUGUUAAAUAAAUUUGUUACAAACAUCCGUAGUCUUCCUCCUAAAAGUGACAAGAAAAAUUUUCCUUUUAAUUUAUAUUUUUGGAAAAAAGAAGAGGAGCAACAUGCAAAGGAAAAAGAAGGAACAUCAGAUGAUGAACCUGCUCAUCUUCUUGACCUUGUGCGCUCCGAUCUCUUUGUAAAAUCCGUUUGGUCUCAAAAGCCUACUAAUUGGUUUUCUUGCCGGUCAGUGAAGGAGCUCAAGGAGGUGGGAAUCCAUUUCAGGUCUAGCAAGACUAACAAAUUCACAGACGUUGCUUUUCAACCCGGGUAUCUCGCAAAACUGGAACUUCCACCAAUAUACAUUGAUGAUUCAACAAAGUCUAUGCUGCUAAACGUGGUAGCAUACGAGUGUAGCCCCAAUGGUCCUGACGAUUUUGGAGUUUCUUCAUACAUAUGCCUGAUGGAUUCGCUUAUUGAUCAUGAGGAAGAUGUUAAGGAGCUUCGAUCAAAAGGUAUAUUUCUGAAUUUUCUAGGGAGUGAUCAACAGGUUGCUGAUCUUUUUAAUGAGAUAGCUGAUAAUUUGGUGUCACACCCACAUGCAUAUGCGGCUGUUAAAGAUGGAAUAGAAAAGCAUUACAAAAACAGGUUGAAGAUUUGGUUGGCAGAGUGGUUGCAUACUCAUUUCAGUAGCCCUUGGACGGUUCUUGCUUUUAUUGGUGCAGUUUUAGCACUUGUCUUGACUGUUAUUCAAACUUUAGAAUUGUUUAAGCCAAGUAAGAGCUAA